Salarias fasciatus (jewelled blenny) is the source of this 885-nucleotide messenger RNA. RefSeq names its product cerebellin 18 (gene cbln18). Gene Ontology annotation, biological process: maintenance of synapse structure. The record is from RefSeq and is a predicted model, not a curated record. The transcript has 7 exons. Gene Ontology annotation, molecular function: protein binding. Bases 1 to 885 code for a protein of 294 amino acids. Lineage: Eukaryota; Metazoa; Chordata; Actinopteri; Blenniiformes; Blenniidae. Gene Ontology annotation, cellular component: synapse.
AUGAGUCAAAAUCUUAAAAAUGGGUAUUUAGGGAGCAGCAAGGCUCCUGGUGACCUGGACUUCAGUCAGCAAGCUCGAGAGCUCUUACGCUGUUCGCUCUGCCACUCGCUGCUGUCUUCCUCUCCUCAGAUGGCUGCGAUACCCGCUCUGCUCCUGUUGGGGUCACUGUUUCUGUGCAGCCAUGCAGAAACCUCCACCGGCAUCAUAGAUGCACUGAAGGCCGCAGCACUCCAGUGGGAGGGGCCGAUCACCUGUGACGACUGGGACUGCAACUGUACGUUCACUCGCCAGCGAAGCUGCUGCUGUGCAGCCAAUGAGAUGUACCAACUGGAAGACCAAACCUACGGAAGGGUCAAAGGUCUAUGGUACGAUAUCAUGACUCUGUAUCACAGAGUGAAGGCGCUCUCAGAGAGUACCAAGAUUGCCUUCAAGGCCACCAUGAACUCCGCCAUUGCCAGCGUUCAGCCCGAUUUAGAGGUCAAAUGCUUUGGCCCUUUCAACAUCAACGUGCCGCUUCCUUUCUCCGAAGUCACUCUGAAUGACGGCUUUGGAUAUAACCCCACGCUGGGUAUCUUCACUGCUCCGAAAUCUGGCAUUUACGUGUUUUCUUUCACAAUCUACUCAUACGUGGGGGAAAGCGAGCGCCUCUACCACAAAGUGAUACUGAUGAGGAAUGGAGAGCAGGCUGUCAGCGUGUGGGAGAACAACCGAGAGGAUGGGGAAGACAGCGCCUCUCAGAUUGUGAUUCUGAGGCUGGUACAAGGUGACCAGGUCUACCUGGAUCUGCUGUCCGGGAGGAAAAUCUGCAGACAUCUGGAGUACAACAUCUUUACCGGUUACAUGCUGUAUCCCGACAUGGAGGAGGCGCCCUUCUAUGCUGAUUAA